Rotaria sordida is the source of this 219-nucleotide messenger RNA. The record is from the annotation of a GenBank genome assembly. Lineage: Eukaryota; Metazoa; Rotifera; Eurotatoria; Philodinida; Philodinidae.
AUGUCAACACCUCAAUCAACAUCAGAAUUAGUUGAAGAACAAAAAACUUGUGAUCUUAUGCCUCAGUUGGAAAUUAAAUCAAAUUUACAAUUAUUAAGAGAGCAAGAAAAGAUGGCUUUACAAUCUAUUAAUAAAUUAACUGAAGAAGAAAUGGUUUACAUCGACCAAUGGUUAUCUGUUCUACAUAAAACAUACGAAGAAUUGGAAUAUCCAUCAUAA